Molecule: messenger RNA, 3327 nt
Organism: Helianthus annuus (common sunflower)
Lineage: Eukaryota; Viridiplantae; Streptophyta; Magnoliopsida; Asterales; Asteraceae
Product: protein LHY
Exons: 7
Coding region: 1065-3092 (675 amino acids)
Molecular function (GO): DNA binding
Source: RefSeq, a predicted model, not a curated record
AGCCCAAAAUGUUUGUGGCUCACAUUCAUCCAUCUCUCCCCGGCUCGACCUCUACUCACUCCGCUUUUAUUCAACCGUUCUCCCAAUUCUUACAUAACUGAUUUCUGUUACAGUCAGUUAUUGUUACUCUGUAAUUAUUAUUAUUAUUCAGAUUUUCAGAGUCAUCAUGAAGUUCUCCUGUUCGUGCUGAUCAGAUUUGAAAGCGGAUGGAGUGUUGUAUGUAAAUGUUUUGGCAUCAACAAGCUCAUUUUGGUGAGAUUCUACUGUUACUGUUACUGCUGCUGCUGUUGCUGUUGUCUUAGGUUUUUGAAUUGCGUACAAGUGUAGAGAUUCAUGAAUAGAUUAGCUAGCUGAAACUGUUGAGAUGCUAGUUAGUUACUGAUGCAUGUUUGUUAAUCUGUUUAUCCUGAUUUACAGAAAUUAAGGAAUAGAUUAGCUUGCGUUAAUGAUGCAUAUGUUUUUAUGAAAUUGUGUUGGUUGCUUUAUCCUGAUUUAUAAAAAAUUAAGGAAUAAAUUAGGUAGCUGCAACUGUUGAGAUGCUAAUUAGUUACUGAUGCGUAUUUGUUUGUCUUGACUUUAUCCUGAUCUACAGAAAUUAAGGAAUAAAUUAGCUAGCUGCAACUGUUGAUAUGCUAAUUAGUUACUGAUAGGUAUGUGUUAAUCUGUUUCUAUGAAGUUGUGUUGUCUUGACUUUAUCCAGAAAAUUGAUAAAUAAAUUAGCUGGCGAAAAGCGAAAACUAUUGAGAUGCUAACUAAUUACUGGUGCAUAUUUGUUAAUCUGUUUUUUCAUGAAAGUGUGUUUGUUGUCUUGACUUAAUCCUGAUUCCAGAAAUUGACGAAUAAUUUAGCUUGCUACAAUUGUUGAUAUGCUAAUUAGUUAAUCUGUCUUCAUGGAAUUGUGUUGUUGUUACAUCUGUCGAUCGUGUUUUGAACUAGUGUUACGUUAUCAAGUUUUGUUGAAUUCUACAACGGCUAAGCUAUUUGGAUUUGGAUGCUACGAGGGAGCUUUUGCAUCCCUACUUGUUCCACAGGAUUUGAAGCAGCGGCCCUCCCCCCUUCUCUAGAUGGAGUCCUCAUCUGGCUAUGGGGAAAAUCAAAACAUCAAGACAAGAAAACCCUAUACAAUAACGAAACAACGGGAAAAAUGGACAGAGGAGGAGCAUAACAGUUUUCUAGAAGCCCUGAAAUUAUACGGGCGAGCUUGGCAACGGAUAGAAGAACACAUAGGAACUAAGACAGCAGUGCAAAUCAGAAGUCAUGCCCAAAAAUUCUUUACAAAGUUGGAAAAGGAGGCUGUUGCGAAAGGAGUUCCAGUAAGCCAAGCUCUUGACAUGGAAAUUCCGCCUCCACGCCCUAAAAGGAAACCUAAUUAUCCUUAUCCUAGAAAAACUCAAACACAGGUGCCAGAAAAAGAUGAAAAACAAGCAACUUUAGUUUCUUCAUUACAAGUAAUGGACCUCGAGAGAAAACCCCUGCCUGAGAAAACCAGCCACAGAGAGAAACUAGAAAAUGCGAAAACAAGUGAGGAAGCUCAAAAUGGUACUACUAAAGACCCUCAAGAAGUUCCAUAUGCAUCCUUGUCCUCAGAAAAUGAAAAUUCCAUACCAAGAUCAAAUCCUGACGUUUUUAGACGCGAUGUAACAAAUGCAUCAUACAUCACCAUUGAAGCCAGAAAGCAUCAAGAAUUGGAUCAAGAUGGAAUUAAGCACACAAAUAUUACAUCUAACAUCUCACUAUUUGAGCCCUCACACCCUGUGCAUGAUAUAAACGGUAUUCAGACGACCUACCCAAGGCAUGUUCCUGUACAAGUUGUAGAUGCAAGUCAAGAAAAUACUACUGCAAAAACUAGUGUUGUUCCCCCAGGUACGUCACUUAACGAAUCAAAAGUUAAUAACUCAGGAGAAGCUUAUGAACGCCCCAACCCUAACGUAGCAACAGCAUCUGCAACUAGUGGCCAUCGUAACAAUGCUACCUUCCAUCCUCUUUCCAACCCUUUUACUGAUAAUCAAGAAAGUUACACACCGGUUCUCCAUGUUUCAUCUUCAAUCUCUAGUCUCAUUCUUUCAUCUUUGCUACAAAAUCCUGCAGCACAUGCAGCAGCAACCUUUGCAGCUAAAUUCUGGCAUCCUGUCAAUACAGAAGCUUCCUCUGCAGAUUCUUUUUCACGAGAUCCGUCGAACCCGAACCCUGAGUCCACUACUCCUCCUAGCAUGGCCGCCAUUGCCGCUGCUACCGUAGCAGCUGCAACAGCAUGGUGGUCGGCUCUUGGUUUGCUUCCUGUUUGUACUCCUUCUCACCAAGGGGGGUAUUCUUGUACAUUUGAGGCAGCACCAAUUGACGGGAAUAAUCUAGUCAAUAGUAGGGUUCCUUCAGAAGGUGUCUUGCAGGAAGAGAAGAUGGAUGAUGCCGAAAAGACUGAAUCUUCAUCAGAGGACUCUGAGAAAAAACUUAACACUGAAGUAAUUAUUCCUGUUGAUACCAAUGAAACGGCUCCUGUUGAUGAUUCAAGCAAGUUGACUAAUGUUAAAAAACAAGUUGAUCGGUCAUCUUCUGGUUCUAACACCAUUUCCAGCAGUGAAAUUGAAACCGAUGCUUUAGAGAAGCAUGUGAAAGAAAUGGAAGAGAAUAAAGGGUUGGAUGUGAAGGAGUCGAACUUGCGUAGGGGUAGAAGCACUAUUACCCCAAGUGAAUCAUGGAAGGAGGUUUCUGAAGAGGGACGGCUUGCGUUUCAAGCCCUCUUUUCGAGAGAAGUGCUGCCACAAAGCUUCUCUGAUAUGGCCGGAAAAGAUCAUCAACAGAAUAUAAUAGUAAAAAACAGUGAAUUGGACCUAAACAGAAUGAGUCAAGAACCUUGGGAGAGUAACGGCAACAGUAAUGGUUUUGCGGUGUUGAGAAGUGAGGAAGGUGUACUGAGAAUGGGAUUGGGGAGUGUGAAGCUGAAUGUUCAUCAUACAGGGUUUAAACCAUACAAGAGGUGCUCGGUUGAGGCUAAAGAAAACGGCAAGAUUAUGAGUGCGACAUCUACAGGUGGCGCUCAGAAUGAUGAGAAAGGUCCAAAGAGAAUGUGUUUUGAAACAGAAGCAUCAACUUAAUUCAUAGUGUGUUGUUGUUGUAUAUUAUGUUAGCCCAGCCCUAAAACUCACAAGACACUUAGUUUGUGGGUGCUAUGUGUUUUACAUUUUCUUCCACCAUAGAUUAUGCUUAUUGUAACGGAUUUAAUUUUAUUAUUAUUCCUCCAAACUACUCUGGAGACUGAAAAUUGAACUUUUGGGAAAUGUAUAUUUUGAGCAUCAACUUGAAAUAAGAUUCAUCACCUGUUUUGCAUUA